AUGGCAAUGUUUUCAAAAACCCCAAAAGCACCUGAAAGGUCGGACUUGGAUGGCAAAGGGUCCGAAAACUCUCAUGUUGAAGAUGUCGAUUCCAUUAAAGCGGUCGACGAGAAAGCCCAAGGCGAUUAUUCCGGUGCUACAACCAAAGUUGACCCCGUUGAAAUCAAACUCGUCCGCAAGUUGGAUAUGAGGAUUAUGCCUAUUCUGUGGGCGAUGUACUUCUUGAACUAUAUCGACCGCAAUGCAAUUGCGAAUGCACGUCUCAACGGACUUGAGGAGGACCUUGGCCUUGUGGGAACCCAGUACAACACUUGCAUUUCGAUCUUAUUUGUGGGAUAUCUCUUGAUGCAGAUUCCAUCCAACAUGCUCAUGUCCUCGAAGAAAUUCCGACCAUCCCUAUACAUGAGCGUUUGCAUGGGACUGUGGGCCAUUGUUUCAGCGUGCACAGCUCUCACCAAAAACUACAUCGGUCUUCUCAUGGUUCGAUUCUUUCUAGGAGUGACCGAGGCCCCAUUCUAUCCCGGUGCAUUGUUCCUUCUGUCGGUCUUCUACACGCGCAAGGAAAUUGCGCUCCGCAUCUCUAUCCUAUACACUGGAAACAUUGUGGCCACUGCUGUCGCUGGUCUUAUUGCAGCUGCGACCUUUGAAACCCUGGAUCACCACAUGAACUUGAAAGGUUGGCAGUGGCUUUUCAUCAUCGAAGGCGCUGUGACAUUUGGCGUUGCAGGUCUCGGCAUCUUCAUGCUACCUGACCACCCACUGACUACAAGAUGGCUCACCCCCGAGGAGCGACAGCUUGCCCACGAUCGGAUACAGCGAGAUACUGUCAACAGCGAGGAGUCCAAGGGUGCACUUGCAGGCUUGAAGCAAGCCAUGGCUGACCCACGCGUAUAUCUUUUAGCUUUCAUGCAGAAUAUGCAUUUGAGUGCCUGUGGAUUCAACAACUUCUUUCCAACUGUUGUUGGAAGUCUUGGAUUCAGCAGUACCAUAACCUUGGUUUUGACAUGCCCUCCUUAUGUCUUUUCAGGAAUCUGUUGUAUCGUUGUUGGCAUUACCUCUGGGCGGUACAAUGAACGCACAUGGCACAUCACCCUGGCGAUGGGGGUUGCUGUCAUAGGAUUCAUUAUUUCCUGUGUGACGCUCAACAAGGGCGCAAGAUACGUGGCCUGCUUCAUGUUUGCCAGUGGUGCAUAUGCAGUUAACUCGGUCAUUCUGGGUUGGGUCUCCGCAACACUUGGCCAAACACCGGAGAAAAAAGCCGCUUCUAUCGGUUUCAUCAACGUUGUGGCAAACGCAUCUUAUAUCUAUACGGCCUAUCUGUACCCGAAGACUGACGGCCCUCGCUACUUGAUUGGAAUGUCAGCAAACACAGCGUUCGGGGUUGCAACUAUUGGGAGUGCUUGGGCUCUGAGGUGGUGGUUGCAGAGCACAAACCGGAAGAUUAGUCGUGGAUCUUUGCCUGGUGCCGGCGAGGUCCUAUAUGCAUAUUGA
Messenger RNA from Penicillium salamii, 1491 nucleotides. The record is from the annotation of a GenBank genome assembly. NCBI's taxonomy places the organism in Eukaryota, Fungi, Ascomycota, Eurotiomycetes, Eurotiales, Aspergillaceae.